Molecule: messenger RNA, 1340 nt
Organism: Scheffersomyces coipomensis
Lineage: Eukaryota; Fungi; Ascomycota; Pichiomycetes; Serinales; Debaryomycetaceae
Gene: MIR1
Product: Mir1p
Exons: 1
Coding region: 277-1191 (304 amino acids)
Biological process (GO): mitochondrial phosphate ion transmembrane transport
Cellular component (GO): mitochondrial inner membrane
Molecular function (GO): phosphate transmembrane transporter activity
Source: RefSeq, a predicted model, not a curated record
GUGUGAACUCCCAAUUAAAAGCUGCGACGGAAUCAAUUUACAAUUCAAUCAACAAAAUUUUCUUUUUCUUUUUUUUUUUGGAAAUUCCUUUAUUUCUUCCUCUUCUUCUUGAUUCUUGAUUCUUGUUCUUAUUGCUCUAUAGAUUCUAUCCUUCGAUCCAAUCCAAUCACAUACUUAGACUGGUUCUUUAGUUCUCUAGCAAUUCAUUAUUUAUUUAUUCAUUUUUAAUAGAUCAUAAAAAAAAACCCCCUUACAUAAUUCAUAUCUUAUAUCAUAAUGUCUACUCCUGUCAUUCCUCAAUUCACCAUUGGUGAUUAUGCUUCAUUUGCCUUAGCUGGUGCCAUGGGUUGUGGUGUUACCCACGGUGCUAUGACCCCAAUUGAUGUCGUCAAAACUAGAAUUCAAUUAGAACCAACUGUUUACAACAAAGGUAUGAUUGGUUCUUUUAGACAAGUUGUUGCUAGUGAAGGUGCUGGUGCUUUAUUAACUGGUUUAGGUCCAACCAUCUUAGGUUAUUCUUUACAAGGUGCUUUCAAAUUCGGUGGUUAUGAAUUAUUCAAAAAGACCUUUAUUGAACAAUUAGGUUAUGAUACUGCCAAAGCUUACAAGAAUGGUGUUUUCAUUGGUUCUGCUGCUUUAGCUGAAUUUUUUGCUGAUAUUGCUUUAUGUCCUUUAGAAGCUACUAGAAUUAGAUUAGUUUCUCAACCAACUUUUGCUAAUGGUUUAGUUGGUGGUUUCUCAAGAAUCUUAAAGGAAGAAGGUGUUGGUUCAUUCUAUAAUGGUUUUACUCCAAUUUUAUUUAAACAAAUUCCUUAUAAUAUUGCCAAGUUUUUAGUUUAUGAAAGAGCUGCUGAAGCCAUUUAUGGUACCAUCUCUACUCCAAAGAAAGAUUUAUCUAAUACUACUGUCACUGUUGUUAAUUUAGGUUCUGGUAUUAUUGCUGGUUGUGCCGCUGCUUUUGUUUCUCAACCUGCUGAUACUUUAUUAUCAAAGGUUAAUAAAACUAAGAAAGCUCCAGGUCAAUCUACUGUUGGUUUAUUAAUCCAAUUAGCUAAACAAUUAGGUGUUACUGGUUCAUUCGCUGGUUUACCAACCAGAUUGAUUAUGGUUGGUACUUUAACCUCAUUACAAUUCACCAUUUAUGGUUCAUUAAAGAAAACCUUAAACUGUCCACCAGCUGUUGAUUUAUAGAUGGUUUAAUCUCACCAAAAAAGAAUAACAUAAUUUCACACUUUCUUGUUUGUUUGUUUGCUUCCCCCUGGCUUUUAUAGCUGUUUAUUAUUAUUAUUAUUAUUUUAACUAUAAUUAUAUUGUUUUUUUUAUCCAUUUUAAAAAGAAAG